UCAGCAGAUGCAACCAUCGCAGCCAAGAUGAGGAACGUCUUUCCAAAAUUUAAAUUCAAACAACUCGACACUUUCGUCUCAGUCAUUGUGAUUUUUAUUUACAAUGUUGUGCUUGACAAGAAUAUGGAGUGCUUGUGUGAACUAAGUACUCCUAACUGCAAUCUCUACAUGGCUUUGCCAUUUCUUAUUAUAUUUGUUUUACAACUCACAAUGGACAGGAAAUGUCACAGACGGUGGUGGAGAUGCACAUCUACCUGCACAUCCACAGACAGAGGCACACCCACUCCAGCCAUGACAACCUUGAAGAUGAAGAAGUGGAAGAAGUGCACAUGUUUCUGGAUUUUCUUUUUUCACUUUAUGAAGGCAGCGUUUGUUGCUUCGCUGUGGGUUGUGUCUCUGUUGAUCGAUGGAGACUGGUAUGUUUGCUGUAAGAAUAAAUAUUCUGACAGACAUCCAGACUUGGCCUGCAAAGACAAGGAAAGCGUCGCACCUGAGGAAAAGAAAAUGAUCGCUGAACUGAAAAACACGUCAUGGAACACUGGCAUGACUGUACUCAUUGUUUUUCUCAUUUUGACUGCCCUAAUGUCACCGUUUGGAUGGAUAAAAUUCUGCAAUAAAACAUGUUGCAAAAUGACUCUAUACAACAAAGCACUGAUCGACGAGGAGGAGAACGUACUUCAAGAGGUUUUGAAAACAGCAGCAAAAGAAAAGUUGACAAAUGAAGUCAACAGAAGAAGAGAAGAGGAGGAGUGGAGACAUUGCUUUCGUGUUGAAGAAAUCCAGGAAGCUGAACAUCCUCCUGAAGAACCGAAUGAGGAGUUAGAGGAGGCUUCACAAACUGUCAGAAAGCCACAGAAGAAAUCAAGAAGCAGCCAAUUGGACUCCAAGGAAACGAUUCCUCUUCAAUCAGUGAGCCAGCCGCUCACUCAACCUAGUUCUUCAGUGAACUGAGUCAACACGGCCCAUGUUGGAGGAGUCCGACAGUGUUGUAGUACCCGAGAUCAGUUCUGGUCUCAAGUUGGUCUCGGUUUAGGUGGUCUUGACUACAACACUGGAGUGCGGUACAUCAGCACACUGCUGAGAAAUAUCAUGUGAGCAUAAUUCACCUGAAUGAUAAUUUCACUUGUGAUCACUGGACAUAUACUGUGGUUUUAAAGAAUGUCCUGUUGAUCUGUUGUUAAUAUAUUUUCUGUGUUUUCCCAGUUUCCUGUAUACAUCAGUGUUUGCUAUGGCCGAUAUUUACCGUUCAUCAAAAUGUAAUCGGAGUCUAAAGCUUUAAAGCUCCCUGUGAACAGAAAGGUGAAGAUCUGCUGACUUUUGUAAUAACACUCGACUAUAAACACGAUAAGUGAUUUUCAUGUUCACAUUGAGUUGUAUCAUUUUGCUUCACGUUGUAUUUAAUGCUUGUCUUAUUGCUGUCUUAAUAAACUCGAAGCUUCCACAAAACAAUGAAGAGAAAACUCA
Molecule: messenger RNA, 1464 nt
Organism: Larimichthys crocea (large yellow croaker)
Lineage: Eukaryota; Metazoa; Chordata; Actinopteri; Sciaenidae
Exons: 4
Coding region: 28-951 (307 amino acids)
Source: RefSeq, a predicted model, not a curated record